Molecule: messenger RNA, 1539 nt
Organism: Notothenia coriiceps (black rockcod)
Lineage: Eukaryota; Metazoa; Chordata; Actinopteri; Perciformes; Nototheniidae
Source: RefSeq, a predicted model, not a curated record
AUGGCUCUUAAAAAGAAGAUGGUCUACAUUUCCAGCAAACCCAACACUGCCCUCCCCCCAACCUCUCUCACCAACUGCCUCCAGGUCAUCAGGAGCUGGAUGAGCAGGAACUUCCUAAAACUCAACGGCAGCAAAACCGAAGCCCUGCUGGUUGGCACCAAAACCACCCUCUCCAAAACCUCAUCCUCCCCUGCCUCCAACCUCAUCCUUGAUGGCUACUCCAUCCGCUUCUCUGGCCAAGUUAAGAGCCUUGGUGUCAUCCUGGACAGCUCCCUCUCAUUUUCACCUCACAUAAAUACCCGGACGUCCUUCUUCCACAUACGCAACAUCUCCAGACUCCGCCCAUCCCUUUCUCAAUCAAACACUGAAGUCCUGGUCAAUGCAUUUGUCACGUCCCGCAUCGACUACUGUAACGCCAUCCUCUCAGGCAUACCCACCAAGCUCAUCAAUAAACUACAAAUCAUACAGAACUCUGCAGCCCGGAUCAUCACCGGCACCAAGGCCUCAGAACACAUCACCCCCAUCCUCAUCCAACUCCACUGGCUCCCUGUUCAAUCCCGUAUCAACUUCAAAAACCUACUGCUCACUUACAAAGCCCUACAUAACCUGGCCCCCUCCUAUCUGGCUGACCUUCAGGAGUACACCCCCUCUCGCUCCCUCCACUCCUUCUCUGCUGGUCUGCUGACCGUCCCCACCCCACGCCUCGUCACCAUGGGUGCUCUGGCUUUUAGCUGCACUGCUCCCAGACUCUGGAACUCCCUCCCCCCGCACAUCCGACAACUGAAGAGAUGCUUUCACAAGAAGCUGUGUAGGAGGAAAAGCCAGAGAUUGUGGCGUUUCCCUCUAAUGAGGAAGCUGCUAAGCCAGAAGCCUCGCGACAAUCUGACUCUCCCGUCUAUGGAGGGGAUGAAUGAAAAGACCAUGGCAGAUGCGAUGCACUUUGGUCACAUGAAAGGUGUCGGGAUGAGAUCUCUGCAUAGCGGCAUGGGACCCCCACAGAGUCCGAUGGACCAGCACAGCCAAGGAUACAUAUCCCCACAUCCGUCUCCAAUGGGGGUCCAUGAGCAUGCUUCUAGUCCCAUGUCAGGAGGUGGAGGUGGUGGGGGACCCAAACCCCCACCUCCCUCCCAGUCCGGCCCUAUGAUGCCCACGGACCCUCAGUCAGCUGGGCCCAACAUGUCCAACAUGAGCCCUCAGGGCCGCGGACCCUCUGCCUUCAGUCCGGUGCAGCUGCAGCAGCUCAGAGCGCAGAUCCUGGCCUACAAGAUCCUGGGCCGAGGCCAACCCCUGCCAGAAAACCUCCAACUAGCUGUUCAGGGCAAGAGAACUCUACCCACAAUGCAACAGCAGCAGCAACAACAGCAGCUUCAGCAGCAGCAGCAGCAGCAUCAGCAGGCACCUAGUGCUAGUCCUUACAACAGGCCUCCAGGUAUGCCAAUGGUACCUUUGGGUGGGCUGCAGUCAAGCCCCUGCCCCACCCCAACCAUGCAAGGACACAAUCAAAGCACAGGACCCAAGCCUUGGCCUGAGGAUGUUUGA